UUUUGUCACUACCCUGCAACUCCUCCCUUGAUACUGUUACAGAAGCUACUCCAUUUGAGCCUUUCUGCUAUCUGGGCCAGCACGUCCUACUCAGGGCACCUCUAAUUGACUAUACCACUGCAAUCUGUUAGGCCGAAAUGUCUACUUCACGGGACCGAGUUGAGGAUACCUAUGAGAUGCAGAAUGACCAGAGGCUCGAUGAGCUGCAUUCUAAGUUACGGUCAUUACGCGGAGUCACGACAGAUAUCUAUGACGACGUUGAGCGGCAAAACACUACGUUAGACGAGACACGAAAUUCCUUUGCCUCCUUUGGUGCUUCACUGGUGCAAUCAUCCCGACGUGCCUCACAAGCGUUCGGGAUUGGUUCUGGUGGCGUGAAGCAGUGGCGGACUAUCGGCUACUGCAUCGCAGCCUUCGUGGCUCUAUGGAUUUUGUGGAAGGUGUUCCGAUGGUUCUGGUGGACGCCAAGUCCAUGAGCUGUGCGCUGAACGUUUCUCUUCUGGAUACUGGGUGAUAUUGGAUGCACGUCUGGAACCUAGGACGACGACGAGCAGAUAUUGUAUGGUCGCAUAAUGUAAUUUAUUGCGUUCACAGGACACGUAGUUUCUCAAUUGUAUACUAGGAAUUGAUUGUCAGUCUAUAUCACAACUGUAUAUUGUACGGGCGCCACAGUCGCGUGCGGUGGCCCGAAUGGAGAUGGUCAUUUGCC
Messenger RNA from Laetiporus sulphureus 93-53, 709 nucleotides. RefSeq lists its product as uncharacterized. Gene Ontology annotation, biological process: intra-Golgi vesicle-mediated transport. Lineage: Eukaryota; Fungi; Basidiomycota; Agaricomycetes; Polyporales; Laetiporaceae. The record is from RefSeq and is a predicted model, not a curated record. The coding region runs from base 138 to 476 and encodes 112 amino acids. The transcript has 3 exons.